Symbiodinium natans is the source of this 4608-nucleotide messenger RNA. Lineage: Eukaryota; Dinophyceae; Suessiales; Symbiodiniaceae. The record is from the annotation of a GenBank genome assembly.
AUGGCGUCCAAAAGCGAGGCUGAAUUCGGCAAGUUAGCGGACGAGGCGGGUUUGCCAGCCAACAUCAAGAAGUACUUCAAGGUCAGAGGGGUGAACUCCAUAGCGCUUUUCGCAGCUCUGGCUGACAAGCCGGAGGAGCUCAACGAGGCCAUCCUCGACCCGUUGCAGAAGGGCUUUGAAGUGGAAAGGGGCAACACCGUCAAGAUCGAGCAACUGGACCUUCCCAUCGUGCGGGCAAAGUUUAGGGUGCUCUGGCGCGAAUGUGCGAAACGAGAGGGAUUGGCCUCUCUGCCAUCAACGGCGGCGGCCCCGGUGCCAGCUGCUACAUCCUCGGCGGGAUCAUCCAAGAGUUCGAAAGAGCUACCCCCUGGUUGGUGGCAGAUGAAGAUCGCGGAAUAUGAAUCAGUGGUCGUGGCAGGGGCUCACAGGAAGUUUCCGCAAGAAAUGCUCCUGGGAGCAGAGUCGGUUCUGGCCCGCAUGGUCAACGAGAUGAAAACCUUGCAGCACACAGCGGUAGGCCUGCAGGAGUUCGUGCAGGCCCGCUUCUUCAACGCAGCUGGCGAGCCGAACCCUCUGAAUUCAGCUAGAAAGAAGUCCAGGCAGGGACUUACUGUUCUCACAGUGAACGAGGAGAAUCAGUUGGAGGCUGAGCCUGACGCGCCGUGGUACCCAAAGAGUUCACUUGCCUUCAUUGAUUGCUUAGAGUCCAUUCGCUUUGCGUACUUGCUGGUAGGGAUUGGCAAGGAGCAGGCCGUCGAUGUCUACGUUGAUUGGUGGAUUCGGCAAGUGCGAAGUCGACAGCAGAAGUUGGACCAGCUGCGAGUGUAUUGGGAAGUCACGUCGUGGAAAAUUGCCAUCGCACUGCGUACCAAGAUACCGUUUGAGGAUGUGACCUCCGACCUCAUGAAAGACACUCAGGCGCUCCAGGAUGCCAUGGCGCGCGAGAUCCCGAUAGAAAAGAUCACGAAGAAGUUCUACAGGACCAACGGCGAGAAGAUCUUCGCCAAGACCCCCGAGAUGAACGAGAAAGGGAAAGGAAAAGGGAAAGGCAAGGGCAAAGGGCGACGCUUCGACGACUAUCGUUGGCAGCCGUACCAAAGCCAAGGCGCUUGGCAAGGCUCCUGGGGGAGCCCGUGGAAGCAGCCUGGAUUUGGUGGCUAUACCCAGUACGGCGCCUACUACCAGCAGCAGCCGAAUGGCGGCAUCAUCUUGAAGCCCAAUCCGCGGUGGUUGGCCGAGGAGGCCAAAGCUCAGCAGCUUCGGGAGCGCCCACGCUCGCGCUCGAGACAGCGCCGCCAGCAAAGGCCCGCGCGCGCUCAGUGCGAUCUCAUUUUGCUAAGCUUCUUCGAUGGGGUCGGAUCGGCGUUGAUCAUAUGCGAGCGCAUCUGUCAAGAGAAAGACUGGCAAUGGCGUGCGUUAGUGUGGGAGACUGAUGAGGACCUAGUGAAGCUCACUUCGGAUCGUUUCUCGAACAUCGAGCACCGGGGCGAUUUCGACUGUGAUAGCGUUGGAAAGGUCAUCGAGACACUGGAACAACUGGAUCCACGCCAUGAAGCUAGGAUUGUCAUUGCAGGUGGGCCCCCGUGCCAUGAUAGCUCGCGAAUUCGCCAGAAUCCUCCUGGCCUUCAAGGAGAAGAAGGUUCCAAGGCCAUGCGCUUUGCUGAGUUUGUGCGAGAGCUGGAAGCCACUUGGAAUUAUCCGCAAGCCAUCCUUGUCGUGGAGAAUGUGGUGCCGAAGAACAAGCAAGAUGUGCGAGUGCUUGAGACCAAGUUGUCUGCGUCAGCGGUGGUCGCGGAUGCGUCCGACCUAGGCGUCAUUUCACGGCCUCGCCUCUGGUGGUCGAGAAUCCCUUGGCAAGAAUUUUCGAACCGGCGUGAUCGUCCAGUGGAUGUUCGUUGGUCAACGUAUCAAGGUGUGCCGCGCGCGAGCUUCGUGCAGCCCAAGGACAACCUGGCCCUCUACGACCUCGGCGGCCUGCAAUGGCCGAGCAAUGUGACGAAGAAAGGCGAAACACUGCCAUGUCUGACAACACCAUCAGAAGAUCCGUGUGGUCGGUCGGCUCCAAAGAGCUACAAAGGGAAAGCCGAUUCCCAAACGCAAGCCAGAUGGCUGAAUGAUGGACGUCAAUACGCGCCGUGGCAUUAUGAAGAAGGGAAUCUUUUCAUCGUGCCGGAGACCAACGCGCUGGUGAUGGCGCCCGCCGAAGUGAAGGAGCAACUGCAGCAUCUGCCCAAGGGAUGGACGGCGUCGCUCCCCGACAAGCAACGUCAUCGUGCACUUGCCAAUGGCUGGCACUUGGGCGUAGCCAAGUGGUUCUUCAUUCUUGGAUUGUUUGCGGCCGACCCUGUCACGAAGGUAGCUGCGUUGCCUUCGCCUUCGCGUGAACUUUCACCAUUGGGAUCCAGAGCUCUGGAGGGCAUGGCGAGAUUGUGGGAGUCGUCGCCGCUACUCAGUGGGCCCGGCGUACCGGUCCUGUGCGAGGCGUUGGACCUUUCGGCCAUCGACGACAUGAAUGAACAUUGGGCGGCGGCGGAGUUCGCUUUGCACUCAGAUCAGACGCGACCUCUUCUAGAACCAGGCCUGGAUCAGUGGCUGCCUUUAUGGAAGCACUGGAAGCCCCACCUGGCGGAGAUUAGGAAGGGCGUUGCGGCUGACGUGCGCACGUUAGUGGAGGAGAUGCAGCCCGAGGUGGAUGCGUGGUUCCAAAAUUUGGAGCCGCAUGUUAAAUUGGCCUAUGGCUCGAAAACAGGAACGUGCACGGUCAAAGUCCCCGUGAUAGCCAAGAUUGCCAAGAUGUUCGGUUGGCAGGAUGAUUCUCUGUUCCAAGAGAUGAGCAGUGGUUUUCCUCUCCUUGGUCACAUCAAUCCCGGUCUGGGAUGGCGCCUUCGCCACGAUGAGCGGUACAGCGACCCGGUUGACCUCGAAACGUUCCAAGCAGACAAUUUCCAGUAUGUGCAGAAGAAGCUCAAGCAGGCCAGGGUAGAUCCAUUCUGGCAAACCAUGGCUGAGGAGAUUGCAGCAGAUGUCAAAGCAGGCAGGAUGGAAGGUCCUUUCGCGGCGCCUUCCUCGUGGAGCAAGGAGACAGUGGCGUUGCCUGACUAUACUCACACCGCUGAGCUUCUCCCGGCGCCGUCUUGCCACGAACACACAUGCUUCGCUUUCUCUGUGCAACAGGUAGGGUCCGAUGGGCGACGCAAAGUCCGGCGAGCAGAGGAUUGGCGCCGUUCCGGGAGCAACAAAACCGUCAACGUGCCAGACACACCUGCGUACCAUAGCAUUGAAGCCUUCAUUGCUGUCAUACGAGCGCUUCGACACCUGGGAGAAGAAGGCGCCAUAGCAACGUGGGGACUCGACCAUGAGUCGGCGUAUCGUCAACUUCCUGUGCUUCGACCAGCCGAUACCUACGUGGUGCUGCAGACGCCGCGGGGCCCGACACUCUGGCGACAUCGAGUCUUAAUGUUUGGGUCGGUUGCCCGCGUCUGGGGCUACUGCCGUGUGGCGGAUUGGAUGGCCUGGGCCAGCCGCUGUCUUCUUCUCACACCAGCGUUGCACUUCGUGGAUGAUUUCGGAGCUCCAGAAACAUGCCCAGAAGCAGACACCAGCUUUCAGUACGUGCAGACAGUGUGUUCCGAUUUCGGGUUUCGCUUCAAGCAGUCCAAGGCACAGCCACCAGCUCAGAGACAGCAGCUACAAGGCGUUUCCCUCACUGUUCACAAGGACCAUGUCGUCGUGGAGGCCACCAGAGACCGGGUAGCCCGCCUUGAUAACCAGAUCCUUGAGGCUUUGAUGGAGGACAGAUUGACGCCGACGCAGGCGGCAACCUUGGCCGGAAAGCUGCAGUUCGUGGCGCAGUCAUUGUUUGGGCAGUCGAGCAAAGCUUCUCUUCGACCUCUACACCAACGAGCAGCUGCAGCGUACUAUCGGUCUUCCCAAACCGGGUGGAGGUUGAGUCCCGGUCUUCGCAGCGCGUUGGAGUUCCUCCGCUUCGCCCUCGCCGUGCAAAAGCCGCGGAAAGUGCUCUUUAAGUCAGAGGACCGGGCCAUCAUCUACGCGGAUGCCUUCUUCCAGCUCGACGGCAAAGUCGUGAAGAUCGGGGACGCUGAAGAUGUGCAUUGGGGGCAGACGAACCCAGCAGCGUUUUGCAACGGCUUUGGCUUCGUUGUCAAGACCGGAGAGAGGGUUUGGUAUGCCGCGGGCAGUGUGCCGUACUGGUUCCUAAGGCAUUUUUGUUCCAGGAGAGCAUACAUCUUUGUCUUGGAGGCGAUCGCUCAGAUCUUGCCAGUCCUUGCCUUGCAGCAGUGGCUGCCGAAGCAGCUGCUUCUUUUCAUGGACAACGAGCCUUCCCGACGAGCUCUGGUGCGUGGAUACGGCAGAGAUGACAGCGUCAACAAAUUGAUGCAAGUGGCCUGGCGCUUCUUCGAGGAGGAGGAGUUUCGGCCGGAAUGGCAGCGUGUGACGUCCUCGGCGAACAUCAGUGAUAAGGUCAGCCGCUUCGACUUUGCUGACGCCGAGAACAUGGGGUGGACAUGGCUGCAGCAUGAUUGGGAAGCUGAACUUCUUCGUCUUCUGAAUGCGGUGAAGGAGGGUCCCUUACGUGCAAAGGGAUAG